AUGUUGGAUAACCCUCGUCUGUUUCAUGUGUCGGAACAGCAGAAUGUUCUUUUUUUGGUGACUGUAGCUCUAUCAGCGUCAGGCCCUGUCACUCGCUCCCAGGUUGUGGCACCGGAGCAACUUGCAGCCCUGAAAGCUGAGGAGGGCCGUGAGCUGCGUGUGGUGAUGAACACCAACGACCCCGACUACGAGCACAUCUACUCCAUCGACAGCUACGACGACCCCCUGGAUGAGCUGCUGUAUUUCCCUCCUGCAGACAAUCAAACUGAUGGUGUGCCGGAUGGACAGGAAUCACAGAAAACAGGAAAAGUUGAAGCAAAAAAAGUACCAAAUGUAGUGAAAGUUGGUGGAGAUAGAGGAGCCAAAGUUCCAACUCUAAAGAAAGCUAAGUCAAGACCCGUGAGGUCCACAAAAGGAGCCAAAGGACAAGCUCCAGCAGACAUUUGCCUCCAGCCGAUGGAGGAGGGCAGCUGUGUGCGCUUCACUUUGCGCUGGUACUUUAACAGCCGGGUCCAGGCAUGUAGGCCCUUCAUAUACAGUGGUUGCGGAGGAAACGACAACAGUUUCCUUCACUUGGAGCAGUGUGAGGAAUUGUGCCUUGGCAAAGCUGAAGGAUCUCCCUUGCUGCGGUGAUGGUGACCAAGUCAUGCACUCCACAGAAGAGUCGGCCUUUCUAUCAUUUUGAAAUAUUUGUCUUGUUGCAUAUCAAUAGUAAAUAUUUGUUUUCCUUUAUUUAUUAAUAUUUCCACACCAAACCACUUGAUUAUAACCUGCGUCAAUGUUUCUGAUGUGUGGCAGUGAGUCUCAGCCAUUGUAUUGCAGCACAUCAUUAUCCCUUCAUUAGUUUUACUUAAUAGGACCUAAAAUUAUUAUUCACUACAAAUAAAAUGUGUUCAAUUCAGUUCUUCAUCUAGCUAUACCGGAAACAAAUAGUGACAGCAAAAACAAUUACAAUGCUCUUCCAGUAAAGGUAGGUCAGGCCACCUGUUGUGAUUCAUUCAAAAGAAUAAAAAUUUUAUAUUUCCACAAUCAGUAAGUAUGGUGACCGGUGAUGUGUUGCAGGAUUUUUGCCUUGCUCAGUGGCUAGGAAACACUGGUGUAAAGUAAUAUCAUCAUUUGUAUCUUAAAUUAGAAUAGAGUAUGCCCACAAGAUUCCAUUAGUAACUCCUGUCUCACCUUCGAAAGUCUUCAUAUCUUGACAAUCACAUGAGUAUUCAGGUAUUCUAUUUUGUGUAUGUUCUGUUUCAUAGGGCGAAUGUAUGCUACUGCGUGUGAAUGCAUGUUUACUUUGCAAAAAGACAACAUUAAAAUAUAUACUCCUAUAUAUUUUUACUGUAUGUGGAUGAUAGAUAAAACCAUUCUCUCUUA
Messenger RNA from Corythoichthys intestinalis (scribbled pipefish), 1368 nucleotides. RefSeq lists its product as uncharacterized. The transcript has 6 exons. Lineage: Eukaryota; Metazoa; Chordata; Actinopteri; Syngnathiformes; Syngnathidae. Gene Ontology annotation, molecular function: serine-type endopeptidase inhibitor activity. The record is from RefSeq and is a predicted model, not a curated record. The coding region runs from base 1 to 633 and encodes 210 amino acids.